AUGUUAGAUACUCAACCCGAAGAAACAAAAGUCUAUUCAAGUUCUGUAAAUUAUUUACUUACAACUGAUACUGCUGAGAAUGAUCAAACUUUAUCAAAUAGAUUUAACUCGCAUGACAAUAUUACCAAUAGUAAAAUUAUUAAUAACAGCGAUAAUGAUGAUAUCUUAGAAUAUGAGACUUCCUCAGGAAGUAGUAGUAGUAUACAACAAGCUUCAAGCGAUAAUGAACAAAGUUUUAAAAAUAAUAAAGAUCGCGAAGAAGCAAUUACUGAAGAAAUUAAUUCAAUAAAGUCAGAUUCACAUGUAACUGAUGAUAAUAAUGACAGGAUGUGUAGGAUAUGUUUUUCAGGUCCUGAGGAUGAAGAUAAUUUGGGACGAUCGAUAUCACCAUGUCGUUGCAAAGGAUCAAUGAGGUAUGUCCAUGUUGAAUGUUUAAAUCGUUGGAGGUUGCCAAAAAUUUUCUUUUAUUUUUAUCCACCUGUCUCAGAGGAUUUAUUAUUUAAUGAUGAUGGUAAUAUAGUGGAUGAAGGGGCAGCAAUGACAAUUAAUAAAGAGAUGUUCACAAUUUCAAAUCUAUUCACCAUUGAUUCUUCUCAUUUAAUAUUAGGAAUAAUGUUUGUAGGACUUGUAGGAUUCAUACAAAUAUUAAUUUCAAUAAUGUGGUUUGGACCUUUUCCAACUUUGAAUACUUAUAGACUUGGAACCGGUGGAGGAGGUGGUGGUAGAAUUAAUGGACGUGUCGAUAUAAUCACAACAGCAUUUAUUUCAAUAAUUAUUCUCCUAGGUGUACUUAAAGCUUUCUGGGGAAUGUAUAAAAUGGUAAAAAGUGCAAGUCGAAAGAUUUUAGAAAGAGUUGAAUUGACAAUUUUAGAAGUUAAUGAAGCUGCAUCAUGA
Entrophospora candida is the source of this 894-nucleotide messenger RNA. The record is from the annotation of a GenBank genome assembly. Lineage: Eukaryota; Fungi; Glomeromycota; Glomeromycetes; Entrophosporales; Entrophosporaceae.